Planococcus citri (citrus mealybug) is the source of this 1805-nucleotide messenger RNA. Its product is annotated as speckle-type POZ protein-like. Gene Ontology annotation, biological process: regulation of proteolysis; proteasome-mediated ubiquitin-dependent protein catabolic process. Lineage: Eukaryota; Metazoa; Arthropoda; Insecta; Hemiptera; Pseudococcidae. Bases 185 to 1153 code for a protein of 322 amino acids. Gene Ontology annotation, cellular component: nucleus; cytoplasm. The transcript is spliced from 2 exons. Gene Ontology annotation, molecular function: ubiquitin protein ligase binding. The record is from RefSeq and is a predicted model, not a curated record.
CAAAGUCACGUUCGGAUUAUCGGAUGCGCAGAUUAAGAGUUAAUUAUACACAAACAUUCAUUCGUUAAAAUAAAUCUAUUUCAGUUUUCUUUUCUCAGAUCCGCGAGUCAGUUUCUGAUAGAAUUUUACUUAAACGACAGUGAUAUCUUUUUCUUCGCUGUGUGCUACAUAGGUUGAAGCCAACAUGAAUCCUUUUUACAUCUUUUGGAUGUUAUUUUUCGCCUCCCAUUGCAGCGUUCAAACUGAGCAAACAAAUUCCACAAUAAACAUCGAUUACGAAAAUAUGGUUCAAUGCGAGACAUGCAUGCAAGUUCACGAAAUCAAAUAUAUUUGGACUAUUCGUAAUGUUAGCGCUCACGAAACACUCGGAGAAGAACUUCUAGCACCAAAGUUACGCGCACUCACAACUGAUAGAAUUGAAUGGGAUCUUCGACUUUACUUUGAAUAUUCUGUUCUGUUUAAUGUUUUUAUAUCCAGUGAAAGUAUAGUUAGAAAAGCGAUAGCAGACUGCAAUGUUUCAAUCAUCAAUCAUAAAAAAGAAGUGUUAUUUCAUAAAAAUAUCAAAUCAAAAAGGUGUGUCCUCGCACCGGAGGACCGAUGGAUCAGGAACUAUGAGACCCUUUACAAUAAAGAUGAUUAUUUUUUUAGAAAUCACUUGCUGCAAAAUGAUACAUUAACGAUGUUAUUCCACAUAAAAUGGUUUCAUGAACCAUCUAAUGAAGUUUCCUUUCAACACAAGAUCCCAUCGCCUCUUCCAACACCAGACACUACUAUCAUGAAAAAUAAUCUACCUGAAAAUUUGGAAUCGAUGCUCGAAAAUCCUAAAUUCGCAGACGUCGUAUUUAUCACAAACGGUGGCAAUUAUCCAGCUCAUAAGAAUAUUUUGGCCGCACGCAGUCCUGUUUUCGCUGCCAUGUUCCGACGCAAAGAUACAAAAAAUGAAAAAAAUAAGAAAAUUCGAAUACACGUCACAAACAUGGACGGAGAAGUACUACGUUCUAUUCUGAAGUAUAUUUACACCGGUGAAUGUGAAAAUUUGGAUAAACUAGCCGGCAAAUUACUCGCAGCUGCUAUUAAAUAUCGUUUGGAUGGUUUGAGAAGAAUUUGCGAGCAAACGCUUCGUCAAACUUCGUCAUCUAAUACAGCAGCAUAAAAAUUGGACUUGCCAAGUGAUGUCACGAACUCAGAAAAUCACGAAGACUUUUGAGUAGGGGCAGAGCCAGUAUAUGUAUACGGAAAUUAAUAAAUAAGAUGUAAUGAUAGUAAUUCCAAAUCCUAUUUAUAUCAUUAAAAAAAACUUAGAUAAGAUUUAUUUUCUUUACAUCUCAAGAUAAGAUUUAUUUUCUUUACAUCUCAUCUUUUUAGAAUUAACCCAAUUUAUUUUUACUUUACAGAUCUAUUUACGAUGAUUCUGAUAUCUUUUGAAUACCUUCCUUAAGUUCGAGCUUUUCACGUACUUCCGAAAUUAAAUUUCGUACCAGGUCAAUGUCGUAAAUUGCACCUUUCGUUAACCCCCGCCCCCUCUUCUCAAGAAAAUCAUUAAAUCUUCAAGAUGUGCCCAUAUUUUAAAAAUAUUCUACUGGGAGAUUUUUUUCUGAUAUUUUUCUUCAUGAAGUUACAACAGAUUUCAAGAUUCAGCCUCUUUUCCUCGUCACUCUCUGCCCCUUGAUUUUAUUCAAAAGAUCGAGAGAAUUGCCAAAAAAAAAUCAAACUAUAACAAGGAUGGUAUCUUCUUAUUUUUAGCCCUUUUUCUCAAUCCACUGCUGGAUGAAGGCCUCCCCAACUUCUUUCCACGAGCUCCGGUC